ACCUGGCUCGGAGGCGGCGGCGGCGGGCCCGGUCCGGGUGCGAGCGCGGCGCUGCCCAGCUGGAGCGAGCGCGGAGCCGGCGCUCGCAGCCCCGGCGCCGCCAUGGUGGAGGCGGCGCCCCCCGGGCCCGGGCCGCUGCGGAGGACCUUCCUGGUGCCCGAGAUCAAGUCGCUGGACCAGUACGAUUUCUCGCGGGCCAAGGCGGCGGCCAGCCUGGCGUGGGUUCUGCGGGCCGCGUUCGGGGGCGCAGAGCAUGUGCCCUCGGAGCUGUGGGAGCCCUUCUACACCGACCAGUACGCGCAGGAGCACGUGAAGCCCCCGGUGACGCGGCUGCUGCUCUCGGCCGAGCUCUACUGCCGGGCCUGGCGCCAGGCGCUGCCGCAGCUCGAACCCCCCCCCAGCCCCUCGGCGCUGCUGGCCCUGCUGGCGCGGAGGGGCACAGUGCCCGCGCUGCCCGAGCGCCCCGUGCAGGAGGCCGACCUGAAGCACCAGCCGAUCCUCAUGGGAGCCCACCUAGCUGUCAUUGACGCCCUCAUGGUUGCCUUCGCCUUCGAGUGGACAAAGACACUGCCCGGUCCUUUGGCCCUGGCCAGCUUGGAGCACAAGCUCCUUUUCUGGGUGGACACGACCAUCCGGCGGCUGCAGGAGAAGACGGAGCAGGAAGCUGCCCAGAGAGCCUCUCCUGUGGCCCCUGCAGAUGGGGUGGCCCCAGCACAGCCCUCGUGCCCCACACGCUGGUACUGGAAGCUGGUUCCUCACGCAAUUGCCUUCUGUUUGAAGGAGUCGGGGAGCAAACCCCCCAUGAUCCGAUACCGCAAGGACCGAGCUGUGGCCCGACGCGCCCCCUGCUUUCCAAAUGUGACCACCCUCCAGGAUCUGGCAAGUGGGGCUGCGCUAGCUGCCACAAUUCACUGCUAUUGUCCUCAGCUCUUGCGACUCGAGGAGGUGUGCCUCAAGGACCCCAUGUCCGUGGCGGACAGCCUGUACAACCUCCAGCUGGUGCAGGAUUUCUGUGCCUCCCGCCUUCCUCGUGGCUGCCCGCUCUCCCUCGAGGACCUGCUUUAUGUCCCACCGCCCCUCAAGGUAAGGUCAUCUCGAGGCCUUGGGGGCCGAGGCAGGCGUCCAGGGCCAUGCGUCCCAUUGGCUGACCCUGCCUUCUGCCUCCAGAUCAACCUGGUGGUGCUGCUUGCCGAGAUGUUCAUGUGCUUUGAGGUGCUGAAACCUGAUUUCGUCCAGGCCAAGGACCUGCCUGAUGGUCACGCGGCCUCCCCCCGGGCCACGGAGGCCUCUCCCGCUCAGAACAGCAGUGGCUGCAGUUCUCCUGUCUUCAACUUCCGCCACCCGCUUCUGUCAUCUGGCGGCCCCCAGUCCCCACUCCGUGGAUCCACAGGCUCACUGAAGUCCUCCCCGUCCAUGUCCCACAUGGAGGCCCUCGGCAAGGCCUGGAACCGUCAGCUCAGCCGUCCCCUUUCCCAGGCAGUGUCGUUCAGCACCCCCUUUGGCCUGGACAGCGACGUGGAUGUUGUCAUGGGAGACCCCGUCCUCCUCCGCUCGGUCAGCUCGGACAGCUUGGGCCCCCCGCGCCCGGUGCCAGCCCGGACCCCCGUCCAGCCGCCCCCGGAGCCCGGAGACCUGCCUACCAUCGAGGAGGCCCUGCAGAUCAUCCACAGCGCCGAGCCCCGGCUGCUCCCAGACGGGGCGGCCGACGGCAGCUUCUACCUCCACUCCCCUGAGGGCUCCUCCAAACUGCCGCUGGCCUCCCCCUACCCACUCGACGGGGCCUCAAAGCCACUGCCCGCUGCGCCCACCCAAGCACCCAGCUAUGUGCCCCACCCUGAGGGCCCCCUGAAACCGUCUCCCUGCCCGGCAGGGGAGCUGUCGAAAUCACCAGCCCUGUCUGAGGGCUCCCCGAAGGCAGCAGCUUCAUCCCCUGCGGCUGGCAACUCUGAGGUGAAGAUGACCAGCUUUGCUGAGCGCAAGAAGCAGCUGGUCAAGGCUGAGGCCGAGGCAGGGUCCCCGGCAGCCACCCCUGCCGCAGCAGAGGCCCUGAGCUCGGAGAUGAGUGAGCUGGGGGCCCGGCUGGAGGAGAAACGGAGGGCCAUCGAGGCUCAGAAGCGGCGCAUCGAGGCCAUCUUUGCUAAACACCGGCAGCGACUGGGCAAGAGCGCUUUCCUGCAGGUGCAGCCGCGGGAGGCUGGAGGGGAGGCGGAGGCGGACCCCGGCCCGGUCCCUGGUGGGGAGCGGCCAGCGGGCGAGGGCCAGGGCGAUCCGGCCCCACGGCCCAAGGCAGUGACCUUCUCACCUGAACUGGGCCCGGUGCCCCCCGAGGGGCUGGGGGACUAUAACCGGGCGGUCAGCAAGCUAAGUGCUGCGCUGAGCUCACUGCAGCGGGACAUGCAGAGGCUCACGGACCAGCAGCAGCGGCUCCUGGCCCCACCCGAGGCCCCGGGGCCUGCCCCACCACCUGCUGCAUGGGUCAUCCCUGGUCCCACAGUGGGUCCCAAAGCCGCGUCUCCCAGCCCUGCUCGGCGUGCCCCAGCUGCCCGGCGCAGCCCCGGGCCUGGCCCCAGCCCGACACCCCGAAGCCCGAAACAUGCACGGCCAGCAGAGCUGCGGCUAGCACCCCUGACAAGAGUGCUCACACCUCCCCACGAUGUAGACAGCCUCCCCCACCUGCGCAAGUUCUCGCCAAGUCAGGUGCCUGUGCAGACACGCUCCUCUAUCCUCCUGGCGGAGGGGUCACCACCAGAGGAGCCUGUGGCCCGGCCUGGCCUCAUCGAGAUCCCACUGGGCAGCCUGGAAGAGCCCACAGCCGAGGACGAGGGAGAUGGGAGCCCCCCUGGUGCUGAGGAUUCCUUGGAGGAAGAGGCGUCUUCAGAGGGAGAGCCCCGGGCCGGGCUGGGCUUUUUCUAUAAGGAUGAAGACAAGCCCGAGGACGAGAUGGCCCAAAAGCGGGCCAGUCUGCUGGAACGGCAGCAGCGGCGGGCAGAGGAGGCGCGGCGGCGGAAACAGUGGCAGGAGGCCGAGAAGGAGCAGCGGAGGGAAGAGGCCGCACGGCUGGCCCAGGAGGAGGUGACCGCGGGUGCCCCGGCCCCCCCAGCUCCUGUGGCCCCCACAGCAGCCCCAGCCCCUGCCGGGAGGGCCCCAGCUGAGGAAGAAGUGGGCCCCAGGCGGGGGGACUUCACGCGGCUCGAGUAUGAACGCAGGGCCCAGCUGAAGCUGAUGGAUGACCUUGACAAAGUGCUGCGGCCACGGGCUGCGGGGACCGGGGGGCCGGGCCGGGGCGGGCGGAGGGCCCCCCGGCCACGCUCUGGUUGCUGUGAUGACUCGGCCCUGGCACGAAGCCCUGCCCGUGGCCUGCUGGGCUCCCGGCUCAGCAAAGUCUACUCUCAGUCCACCCUGUCACUGUCCACCGUGGCCAAUGAGGCCCCCAAUAACCUCGGCGUGAAGAGGCCCACGUCUCGGGCUCCGUCCCCAUCCGGCCUCAUGUCCCCCAGCCGCCUGCCUGGCAGCCGUGAGCGCGACUGGGAGAAUGGCAGCAACGCCUCCUCCCCGGCAUCGGUGCCCGAGUACACCGGUCCACGGCUGUACAAGGAGCCCAGCGCCAAGUCCAACAAGUUCAUCAUACACAAUGCCCUGUCUCACUGCUGCUUGGCAGGCAAGGUGAACGAACCGCAGAAGAACCGCAUUCUCGAGGAAAUUGAGAAGAGCAAGGCCAACCACUUCCUGAUCCUCUUCCGGGACUCGAGCUGCCAGUUCCGGGCCCUCUACACCCUGUCCGGGGAGACAGAGGAGCUGACCCGCCUGGCGGGCUAUGGCCCCCGCACGGUCACACCCACCAUGGUCGAGGGCAUCUACAAGUACAACUCGGACCGCAAGCGCUUUACCCAGAUCCCUGCCAAGACCAUGUCCAUGAGUGUAGACGCCUUCACCAUCCAGGGCCACCUCUGGCAGAGCAAGAAGCCCACGACUCCCAAGAAGGGCAGCAGCACCCCCAAGUAGCCUCGUCCCGGUGGUACACGGGACAGGCCCCAGCCGUCGGCCUCCCGGAGGACAGCCUGGAGGACAAUCAGUUGGUAUUCCUGGGUCUCGUCUGUCCCCAGCCUCGUUUGGGUAGGGCUGGGGUCCCUACCCCGACUUCUGUCCUGUCCUGCUGUGGGGGCUGAGCUGGGAGGUUCAGGGACUCAGGGCUCAGCUCAGUCCCCGUCUGUCCUCCCCACCUUCUUGAAUAAAAUAAUUUAG
Zalophus californianus (California sea lion) is the source of this 4242-nucleotide messenger RNA. It is a transcript of the gene CAMSAP3, whose product is annotated as calmodulin regulated spectrin associated protein family member 3. Gene Ontology annotation, biological process: negative regulation of microtubule depolymerization; neuron projection development; cytoplasmic microtubule organization. Gene Ontology annotation, cellular component: microtubule minus-end. Bases 103 to 4002 code for a protein of 1299 amino acids. NCBI's taxonomy places the organism in Eukaryota, Metazoa, Chordata, Mammalia, Carnivora, Otariidae. The transcript has 18 exons. The record is from RefSeq and is a predicted model, not a curated record. Gene Ontology annotation, molecular function: microtubule minus-end binding; calmodulin binding; spectrin binding.